Messenger RNA from Salpingoeca rosetta, 1289 nucleotides. RefSeq lists its product as uncharacterized. The transcript is spliced from 6 exons. NCBI's taxonomy places the organism in Eukaryota, Choanoflagellata, Craspedida, Salpingoecidae. Bases 162 to 1289 code for a protein of 375 amino acids. The record is from RefSeq and is a predicted model, not a curated record.
GGCUCAUCUUUGCCGGGAAGCAGUUGGAGGACCAGCGCACCCUCGCCGACUACAACAUCCAAAAGGAAUCCACGCUUCAUCUUGUGCUGCGUCUGCGUGGAUCGAGCGCGCCAAAGUCCGGCGACCGGGAGGAUGCCAGCAACUUUGAAUCACUCGAUGCAAUGCAAAUGUCCGGGAUUUCGGAGCACGUCAUCUACGAUGUGAAGCAGCGCGUGACCCUUCGUGCCAAGGCGAGCGCCAUUGUUCCUGUCCAGGAGUACGCCAUCACGGGCAAACGCGUUGUCGUCUACGAUCGCAAGAUCAACGAGGUCAACGCCAUGCGUGCGUUCCACAUUGAGAACACGACUGACGACGUGCUGUGCAACGGCACUGUCAGCAUCCUGGAGGGCGGUCGCUUCGCCGGUCAGGUCGAGUUUGCCCCCAUGCUCCCCAAGGACGACCAGAUUAUCCGUUACGGCCUGGACACGAGCGUGAGUGUGACCGCGACCGUGGGCAAGAAGGACGAGGCCAUCUCCGACAUGAAGCUUGCAACCGUCCCCAGCGGCCUGCGCAAGACAGAGACGGUGCGGGGGCUCGAGAUUACGUACCUGUGUCGCCGAGAGACCACCUACACGCUCAAGAACAACUCCACGGAGGCCCUGCCGAAGACCGUGUAUGUGGAUCACACCGCCAGCAACGCGGACAACGGGUACAGUGUGAUCACCACGGACAAUUGCGUCAAGGCAUCGACAGGGUUCAGCCGGUUCGCGUUCCACCUGAAGCCGCAGGAGGAGGUGGUGUUCAAGGUGCAAGAGGAAGCGACGUACUCACGCACCAUCCGCCACGGCUUUGACAAGUACAUUGCGUCCAACGACACGCAGUUCUACAAGGAGAAGCACCUGCUGACGGAUGCAAUGGUGCAGCGUCUCCUGGAGGUGCGCGGGAUUGGCACCAUCGAGGACGCCGUGGAUGUGUCGGCGGCCGCACGAUGCAGCCCCUCUGAGCCGCUGGACAAGUUUGACAAGCAGCUGGACAAGGUGGUGGCCGACGUGCCAGCCUCACUCAAGGACACGGCUCAAGCAUGCUUCAGCGCUGAACUGCGCGAUGGCCUGCGGAACAUGACAUAUGGAAUGACGAGUUCAGACUGGUUCCUACCAGCCCAUUCAACAACCUCGGCCAUGGCCUCCUUCACCAGCUUGUGCACAUCGACAUCGCCGUGGUGCAUCAUCAGCUCUCCGCCCACCACUUUCGGUCUCAGAUCGAACCCACGCGAUCCACAGUCCACGAAUAUACCAAGGGUGAGAAUAUGA